This is a messenger RNA of Crotalus tigris (Tiger rattlesnake), 3717 nucleotides long. RefSeq names its product DNA ligase 4 (gene LIG4). The transcript has 2 exons. Gene Ontology annotation, molecular function: DNA binding; ATP binding; DNA ligase (ATP) activity. The record is from RefSeq and is a predicted model, not a curated record. Gene Ontology annotation, cellular component: DNA ligase IV complex; DNA-dependent protein kinase-DNA ligase 4 complex. Gene Ontology annotation, biological process: DNA biosynthetic process; double-strand break repair via nonhomologous end joining; immunoglobulin V(D)J recombination. The coding region runs from base 195 to 2921 and encodes 908 amino acids. Lineage: Eukaryota; Metazoa; Chordata; Lepidosauria; Squamata; Viperidae.
GAAGUGACUAAAAGGGUGCUGCGCACCAGUUUGUGAACGCAGCAGAAUUGGCCGGAGGGGACUUUCUCGGGCUCGAGGGCAGGCCAGCGAUCCUGUUUCUAUGGCAACUUCCGAACCGUUCCUGUGAAGUUCCAGGAGUAGCGCUUUAAUAGGCUGCGGUUCGCCGUGGAAUGAGGAGAUAAAAAACAUCUAAGAUGGCUUCAGUCCCCAUUUCAUAUUCAUCUUCCAAGCUAACUGUAGCAUCACAAGUCCCAUUUGCAGAUCUCUGUUCAACAUUAGAACAAAUACAGAAGUGCAAAUCCCGAUCAGAUAAAACAAGAUAUUUCAAGGAUUUUCUAGAUUCCUGGAGGAAAUUUCAUGAUGCUCUUCAUAAAAAUGAGAAGGAUGUGAUAGAUUCUUUUUAUCCUGCAAUGAGGCUUAUUCUUCCACAGUUGGAAAGAGAGAGGAUGGCUUAUGGAAUUAAAGAAACAAUGCUUGCUAAGCUAUAUAUUGAAUUGCUAAAUUUACCCAAAGAUGGAAAAGACGCUUUAAAACUUUUAAAUUUUCGAACACCCAUUGGCUCACAAGGAAAUGUUGGAGACUUUGCUAUGAUUGCCUACUUUGUUUUGAAAUCAAGAUGCAUCAACCAAGGUCAACUGACCAUACAACAAGUGAAUGAUCUUCUAGAUUCAAUUUCUAAUAAUAAUGCUGCCAAAAGGAAGGAUCUAGUUAAGAAGAGCCUUCUUCAGUUAAUAACUCAGAGCUCAGCACUAGAACAGAAAUGGUUGAUUAGGAUGAUCAUAAAGGAUUUGAAACUUGGUGUCAGCCAGAAAACCUUAUUUUCUAUUUUCCAUUCUGAUGCUGCAGAAUUGCACAGUGUCACAACAGAUUUGGAAAAGGUUUGUAGGCAGCUGCAUAAUCCUUCAGUAUCACUUAUUGAUUCUUCUAUUACAUUAUUUUCUGCCUUUAAACCAAUGCUUGCUUCUAUUGCCAGUGUGCACCAAAUUGAGAAACAAAUGAAUAAUCAGAUUUUUUAUAUAGAAACCAAAUUAGAUGGUGAACGAAUACAGAUGCAUAAAGAUGGAGAUGUUUACAAAUACUUUUCCAGAAACGGGUAUGAUUAUACUCAGCAGUUUGGUGCUUCUCCCCUUGAAGGUUCAUUGACUCCUUUCAUUCAUCAGGCCUUUAGAAAUAUUCAAAACUGCAUUCUGGAUGGUGAAAUGAUGGCCUAUAAUCCUACCACCCAGACUUUUAUGCAGAAAGGAAGCAAGUUUGACAUCAAAAGGAUGGUGGAUGAUUCUGAAUUACAAACAUGCUUCUGUGUAUUUGAUGUUCUUAUGGUCAAUGAUCAAAAGUUGGGUCAUGAAAUGCUGAGCAAAAGGUGCAAUAUAUUAAAUACAGUUUUUAUACCAAUACCUGGUCGAAUACAGAUUGUUUCUAGAAUUCAAGCAAACACACAGAAAGAAGUAGUAGAUGCCCUGAAUGAAGCCAUUGAUAACAGAGAAGAAGGAAUUGUAAUAAAGGACCCCAUAUCAAUUUACAAGCCAGAUAAGCGUGGGGAAGGAUGGCUAAAGAUCAAGCCAGAAUAUGUCAGUGGGUUGAUGGACGAACUGGAUCUUUUAAUUAUUGGUGGCUACUGGGGCAAAGGUCUUCGUGGUGGCAUAAUAUCUCAUUUUUUAUGUGCGGUUGCUGAGGCUCCUUUGCCCGGUGAAAGACCAUCUAAAUUCCAUUCCAUUUGCCGUGUUGGUUCCGGUUGCACCAUGAGAGAAUUGUAUGAUCUUGGCUUGAAAUUAGCCACAUAUUGGAAAAAAUACGAUAGGAAGGUUCCCCCUUGUAAUAUCUUAUGUGGUGCUGAGAAGCCUCAAGUCUUUAUUGAUCCUUGUAAUUCAGUGAUUGUCCAGAUUAAAGCUGCUGAGAUUGUGAGUAGUGAUAUGUAUAAAACAGAAUGCACAUUACGCUUUCCACGCAUUGAAAGAAUAAGGGACGAUAAAGAAUGGUAUGAAUGUAUGACUGUUGACUUUCUAGAACAACUCAGAAGUAAAGCUGCUGGGAAGCUUGCAACAAAACACCUUGAUAUAGUUGAGGAUGAACCACAAGAAAAGAAGCGUAAAACAGUUGCAAAAAUUAAAAAAGCAGUCGGUUUAAUGGAUCAUUUUAAAGCACCCGACCUUUCUAAAAUAAACAAAGUUUCUAAUGUUUUUGAAGAUGUUGAGUUUUGUAUUAUGACUGGGACACAACAUUAUUCAAAGUAUGCUUUGGAAAGCAAAGUAGCAGAAUAUGGUGGCAGCAUAGUUCAAAAUCCUGGGCCUGAUACUUAUUGUGUUGUAGCAGGGACUGAGAAUGUUAGAGUGAAAAAUAUUAUUUCUUCCAAUAAUUAUGAUGUUGUGAGAGCAGAAUGGCUUUUACAGUGUUUCCAGGCUGGAAAAUUUGUGCCAUGGCAGCCUACUUUUAUGAUUCACAUGUCUCCUGAAACAAAGCAACAUUUUGCUUGUGAAUAUGAUACUUAUGGUGAUAGUUUCACAGCUGAUACUGAUCCACUAGAGUUGAAGGCAGUGUUCUCAAGAAUUAAUACCUCUGAAGAGAUUUUUCAGGAUGUGAUUGCUAACCUAGAAGCCCGUUAUUCUUGGGAAAGUUCCUUAAGCAUAUUCAGGCAACAAACCAUUUACCUGAGCCUUUCUGAUGAAAUGAGCUAUUUAAGAGACAGGAUAAAUCAAACCAGAUGUUUAACCGUAGAGUUGAUACUUCGCUUUCAUGGAGCAAAAGUAGUGUCACAGCUUGAGGAAGGUGUAUCCCAUGUAAUCAGCGGAGAUCAUUCUGAUUUGAAGAAAAUAAAAACCAUUAGAAGGACAUUUAAGAAAAAGUUUAAAAUUGUGUCGGAGCAAUGGAUAAAAGAUUCUGUAAAAGCUGGAGAAUUACAAAAUGAAAACUUGUACAUGAUGUAAGAGUUUAAUUAGUAAGAAAAGUCUUGUUAGGAUUGUGCAAAGCAUUUGAAGAAGGUGAUUUGCAGUAACAGGAACAGGAGUGAAGUACAUCUCUUUCAAAAUAGUCAUGCUUUCUGCAAGAUGAUGUGGCUGCUUCCAAAGUUGUUUUCAGAGCGCACUCUAACUUGGCAGAAUGUGAUUUUUGAAUGUGUUGCACAAUUCUAUUCUUUUAAUAUUCUAUCUCUUUUGAAGAUAUGUGAAUGAAAGAAAAGGAUGCUCAGGAAAAUAGGGUGAUGAUUGUUUCUCAGUGUUGUGUUUUUAUCUGUUUUACUUAGCUUUUAAUAUAUUUAUAGGAAACCUGUAUUACUCAAUUAUAUCUAUUAAAAAUGUACUGAUCUUAAACAACUUUUAUCAUUUGCAGUCAACAGGGCUAUAUGUUUAAAUUUCCAGUACUGAAUGUGGUUUGAGAUGUGGUUUAAUAGUUUUAAAAAGUGUCAUCUAUUUAAGUCCAUGUUUCAUUCAUGUUUAAUGUAUUUUAUAAUGAUGCAUUUUUAAAUGAAUGAAUAUGUAUCCUCAGAAUUCAAAACAUCUAUAAUCUUAAAUGUAUCAUAGGAGUGUUUUCUCCAGCAAAGAGGCUUUUAGUUUUACAACCACAAUUAAAGUUUUAGCAAAAGAGAAUCCAGGUAUCUAUUUUCUAAAACUUGAAAAGACUGCUUUUCAAUAGUAUAGCAAGAACAGUUUGUUUCUGCACGUUUUCUGUUUUCAUCAUUUUGUAAUAAAUAUUUGAUAUAAUUAAAUAAUAUAUUUUAAAACCUGA